Molecule: messenger RNA, 726 nt
Organism: Epinephelus moara (kelp grouper)
Lineage: Eukaryota; Metazoa; Chordata; Actinopteri; Perciformes; Serranidae
Gene: trappc2
Product: trafficking protein particle complex subunit 2
Exons: 5
Coding region: 102-524 (140 amino acids)
Biological process (GO): endoplasmic reticulum to Golgi vesicle-mediated transport
Cellular component (GO): nucleus; cytoplasm; TRAPP complex
Source: RefSeq, a predicted model, not a curated record
GGGUGCUUUAUCAUGUCGUCAUCUUCCCGCGACUGCUCUCGCUCCUCUCCAGGAAGCAAACUGACAGGACAGUUUGACGUUGCUGAGAAGAAGGGGACACGAUGUCUGGAAGUUUUUAUUUUGUCAUGGUUGGUCAUCAGGACAACCCAGUGUUCGAGAUGGAGUUCUUGCCAGCUGGGAAGGCUGAAGCAAAGGAUGACCAUCGUCACCUUAACCAGUUCAUUGCACACGCAGCCCUGGAUUUGGUGGACGAAAACAUGUGGCUGUCCAACAAUAUGUAUUUGAAAACUGUGGACAAGUUCAACGAGUGGUUCGUGUCUGCCUUCGUCACUGCAGGACAUAUAAGAUUCAUCAUGCUGCAUGAUGUGCGACAAGAAGAUGGGAUCAAAAACUUUUUUAAUGAUGUGUAUGAUUUAUACAUUAAGUUCGCAAUGAAUCCAUUCUAUGAAAUCAAUGCACCAAUCCGCUCGACAGCUUUUGAGAGGAAAGUUCAGUUUCUUGGAAAGAAGCAUCUCCUGAGUUAGUCACAUCACAUGUGCAAGAUUUUUUAUGCAUCUUGUCUAUUUGUUGUGUAUAUAGUAUAUACCUAACACACACAUUUGAUGUCUUUCUUUUAUUGUGUAUGUAUAUCUAACACACGUUUGAUGUUGUUGUCCUCUUUUUCUGUUUCACAAAUGUAAACUGAUUCAACACAUUUUUCUAUAAAACAUUUCUUGUCUGAUAGAG